This is a messenger RNA of Naumovozyma dairenensis CBS 421, 1038 nucleotides long. RefSeq names its product mitochondrial 37S ribosomal protein mS44 MRP13 (gene MRP13). The coding region runs from base 1 to 1038 and encodes 345 amino acids. The record is from RefSeq and is a predicted model, not a curated record. Lineage: Eukaryota; Fungi; Ascomycota; Saccharomycetes; Saccharomycetales; Saccharomycetaceae. The transcript has a single exon.
AUGAUACAAUCAACUAUUUACAAAAGAUUUCUUAGCACUCAAGCAGAAACAUACAGAUCCCAACUUGAUUCAUUCUUAAGAUAUCAUAAGACUGAAAAAUCGCUUAAACCAUUAAUUUAUCGUCCCAAAAAUGCCAGUAAACUAUUAACAAUGGACAUGAAGGAUCCUAAGACCCAUGAACUAUUAAAACCAUUACCUGCCAUAUCCACAUUAAGUAAAUCCGUACUUGUAUCGUAUGUGGACUGUAUGGAAUUUGGUGAUAGAGCCGUUUUAUUGAAAUGGUUUCAUGAAUGGGUUUCUGUUACUCCAAGAAAAAAAUUACUUUGGAAAUAUCUCGAUAGUUCUUUGAUUAGUAAGUUGAUGUAUAGUUCGUUUUUCAAGAUUGGCGGGUAUACUCAAUUGAUUAAUAUGUUAUAUAAUAAUAGGGUUAAAUUUAUUACUGCUAAAAAUUCUGCUGUUUUCGAUAUUGAAGGGUAUUUCAAUACGUGGAUGAUGUGUAAUUUACAUAGGAAUCAAUUGAUGAAGUUUGAAGAUAUGGAAUUAUUGAGAAAAAAAUUGAUGAAUGCAUGGAGGAAAGUGGCACAUAUUGAAAGAAGAACUGGAUUACAUUUAUUACUUAUGGAUGCAUGGGAGAAACAAAUGGGGUAUAAUCCUAAAGAUAUUUUAAAGAAUGUACCAGAGUUUAAAUUGAAAUUACCAUCGCUUGAAAAGGUUAGUGAAGAACCCAUUACUGAAGUAUCAAUGGAGAAAUUUGUUAAAGAUAAUGAACGUAAUUAUGUUCUUUCGAGAACUAUUUUAGAUUUCAAUCCAGUAGAAAAGGACAACAUGGUGCUGAACAAGUUUAUAAAAGAAUAUCAAACGUAUAGUGCUGAGGUAAAUGGGACUACUAAGGACAUUUAUGACGAAUAUACAAAAUCUAUGGGAAAAAUAUGGGAACCUAAAGAAGAGGAAAAGGAAACUCGUAAUAAUGAUGAAAGUAAUAACGAACAACAGGAGGGUGAAACAGGAGAAGAAAAAGUGGAUAAUUCUAAUGCAUAA